Messenger RNA from Tachysurus fulvidraco (yellow catfish), 3050 nucleotides. It is a transcript of the gene kcnc4, whose product is annotated as potassium voltage-gated channel, Shaw-related subfamily, member 4. Gene Ontology annotation, molecular function: delayed rectifier potassium channel activity; protein binding. NCBI's taxonomy places the organism in Eukaryota, Metazoa, Chordata, Actinopteri, Siluriformes, Bagridae. Gene Ontology annotation, cellular component: voltage-gated potassium channel complex; axon; neuronal cell body membrane. The transcript is spliced from 5 exons. The coding region runs from base 332 to 2149 and encodes 605 amino acids. The record is from RefSeq and is a predicted model, not a curated record. Gene Ontology annotation, biological process: protein homooligomerization; potassium ion transmembrane transport.
GAGGAGAUGCAACAGAUCUCAAACCCAACAAUCCUUAACCUUCAACACAGACUCAAAAUACAACCCUGGAGGACUUUUAUCACGCAAGUUGUAGCGUGAUAUCUAUAUCUAUAUCUUGGAAAUCACAGUCAGUGUAUUCAUUAGAACUUGGACAAAUCCUUUGGGUAUUUAGAGACAAUGCAUAUGCAGACGAUGUUCUUGGAUAACAGGUGGGUUGCCAUGUCCUCGAGGCCUUAGCGACCUGCAGGUCCUUCUACUGGUUCUACUUGUCUUGUGAUGCUCUAAAUCAGAUUAAAGGAGUGACCGGCGGCUCGCCUCUACGUCCAAAUCUAUGAUCAGCUCGGUGUGUGUUUCGUCUUACCGCGGGCGCAAGUCGGGCAACAAACCUCCGUCCAAAUUAUGUCUGAAGGAAGAAAUGGCCAGAGCCGAAGACUCGGACAAGAUCAUCCUGAACGUUGGCGGCACGCGCCAUGAGACAUACAAGAGCACGCUUAGGAGUAUCCCGGGCACGCGCCUCUCUUGGCUGGCUGAGUCGGAAGCGCAGCUGGACUCCAAUGUGGAAGCGGGACAAACGCACGUCGCCAACGAAUUCUUCUUCGACAGGCACCCGGGCAUCUUUGCCUACGUGCUGAACUAUUACCGAACCGGUAAGCUUCACUGCCCGGUGGACGUGUGCGGCCCGCUGUUUGAAGAGGAACUCGCAUUCUGGGGCAUAGAUGAGACAGAUGUUGAGCCUUGCUGCUGGAUGACUUACCGGCAGCACCGCGACGCUGAAGAGGCGCUGGAUAUCUUUGAACCGCCCGAUCCUGAGGAUGUCGACGACGAUCGAGACGUACCGCGGCGCUUCGGUAUCGAAGACUGUCCCGAUCGCUCCAGAGGAUGCUUUGAAGUUUGGCAGCCCAAAAUCUGGGCUCUCUUUGAGGACCCGUACUCGUCUCGCGCUGCCAGGAUUAUUGCCUUUGUCUCUCUCUUUUUCAUCUUGGUGUCUAUCACCAACUUCUGCCUUGAGACCCAUGAAGCCUUCAAUGAAAUUCAGAACCGUACCAAAGUGAUUUUAGAUGGAAACGCUACGAAAGUGGUUUAUAGUCUGGAGGUGGUGACGAAUCCUGCACUCACGAUGGUGGAGGGCACCUGUGUGGUGUGGUUUACGUUUGAGUUUCUAGUGCGCAUCAUGUGCUGUCCUGACAAGCUGCUCUUCAUCAAGAAUAUGCUGAAUAUCAUCGACUUUGUGGCCAUUCUGCCCUUCUACUUGGAGAUUAGUCUGAGCGGACUCUCCUCCAAAGCUGCCACAGAUGUGCUAGGAUUCUUGCGAGUGGUGCGUUUUGUGAGGAUCCUGCGGAUUUUCAAGCUGACCCGUCACUUUGUAGGGCUGAGGGUGCUUGGCCACACGCUGCGUGCCAGUGUAAAUGAGUUCUGCCUCCUUAUCAUCUUUCUUGCUCUUGGUGUCCUUAUCUUUGCAACAAUGAUAUACUACGCAGAGCGCAUUGGUGGAGACCCUAAUGAUCCGUACAUGAACAGUCACACUCAUUUCAAGAACAUCCCGAUCAGCUUCUGGUGGGCUGUGGUCACUAUGACCACACUGGGUUAUGGGGACAUGUUUCCUCAGACCUGGCUGGGUAUGAUGGUUGGCGCAUUAUGUGCAUUAGCAGGUGUUCUAACGAUUGCCAUGCCAGUCCCUGUUAUUGUGAACAAUUUUGGAAUGUACUACUCCCUGGCCAUGGCAAAGCAGAAGCUGCCCAAAAAAAAGAAACGCCACCACAGAAACCCAGACACGGUGCUGGAUUCUGCCUCAUUUGGAAAAUCGGAGAGCAACUCACAUAGGAAUAGUGUCCAAAGUGACACUUGCCCUCUUGCACCUGAGGAAAACUCCACACGGAACCGUUCAGACUCAAAGCAGAAUGGUGAUGCUAAUGUAGCUCGAUCAGAGGAUGAGCCGCUCUCGCCCACUGAGAGGUGGUCCCUCCGCCGCUCACACAAACGAGACAAGUGCAAGAAAGAGGGUACCUCCUUCCUCCUGACAUCCGGAGACUUUACCUGCAGCACUGACCCCACUAUCUGUACAGAGAGCUGCAAAGACGCCCUGACAGCCACAGCCAUCUACAGCCAGACAGAAGUGACCACCAUGACAAAAAGUGACAUGAUUAGAUGAACAGCAGAGAGUCUAUCCAUCAGAGAUCCUAUCCAUUUGUCUGUUGGACUCCAUCCAGCAUCUUUCAUCCAGUCCCAGUCAUACACACAACACACCUGUCUGCACAUCUACCCAUGUCUUUGCAUGACCUCACUCUGUAUGGCAUACCUUGACAAGUGUACUUAAUAUUUUAGACACAUUUAAACGUGUGUGUCCUGUAUGUCAUCUUAUCUGAAGUGACUUUGUCAACAACAUUUGAGUUCUCUACACAGCGAUAAUUUUGUUGAACUGCAGCAAAUGGUUAUGUCUUCGUGAGCAGCAACAUUUUGAGGUGUGGGAUGUAUGACAUAAAUAAUCAAGGCUCAUCCAAAAUUACAAUCAAGUCUCAUGAACCUUGAACGCAGAAGUCUGUGUUCGGCAAAAGCUCAAUGAAAUCUUUGUAUUUAGUAAGUGUAGCUUUAUAAAUUGUCAACCUCCAUGUCAUACGAAUUGGGAUGUUAGACUUGUUUUAUGUAAAGAAUAACAUUUCCAGGUCUGUGUCUGAUUCUCAUCAUGCCAGAGCUUUGCUGUAGAGAUAGCAGAGCACAUUGGAAUGAAAGAAGGUGCUUUUGGGAAGCCUUUAGUCACUGGGAAAAUGCUUAGUCAUUUACAUUGAGUAGCAAAAUUCAAGUUAUUUUGAUUCAAGGUGUUUGUUCUCCUUUUAACAUUUUGAUUGGCAUUGUUUUAUGGAUAAAAUAAAAAGCACAUUUAGUGAUUUUUUUACAUUAAUAAACAACCAAUCAAUUUAUUGCUUCAUUUUCUAAUGUCACUGGUUGGAAGGGGACCAAGCACCAUUACCAGUGUGUGUGUGUGUGUGUGUGUGUGUGUGUGUGUGUGUGUGUGUGUGUGUGUGUGUGUGUGUGUGUGUGUGUGUGUGUGUGUG